GAAAAUCCUACUCGUGGGGUAGAAUAGCAUUGAAUUAACCAAUUAGGAUAAAGAAAUCUUGGCUCGUUUUGUUACGUUCCGAAAUGUAUUCCUUGGAGUAGAGUCAGUAGACGUGAAAAUGGCUUGUCAUAUGCUACAUAUUUGUAGAAUUGUGAAUAAUUCGAUAAAAAAUACUCAAUCUGUAAGCAAUGGUAUAUGUAAUUUAUUGUCUGUUAAUCACUCACAUUUGUUAAAAACACACGUUCCUUUACUAAGUAAUGCGAGAGAUUCUACGUUUUUUGUGAAUAAAUCUGGAGAUGAAUUGUGGAAGGGUGUGACAUCUGUCAGUAAUGCGGGAAAACGCAGAGGUAGAGCAAGAGGAUUACCAAGAAAAAGAGAUCUAAACAAAGGACAGAUUAUUGGUGUAGGAAAAAUUCCAAUACAAUUUCCUGGCCUAAAUACUUCUGUAUUUAGAGGAAGAGAAUUAGUUCAACAGCAAAAGUUACCUAUAGAUCCUGAAAGAGAGGAGAAACUUGCAAAAUUACGACAGAGUCAGACUGGAUCAAAGCGAGUAAAAUUAUCCCCAUUGGAACGUGGAUGGACGAGCGCUGGAAUGGGUGGCAGAAAAAUUGGACCACCCGAUCCUAUCGGAGAAGAUAAUUUUGAAGGUUUUCAAACCUGGAUCUCUUUUUAA
Formica exsecta is the source of this 673-nucleotide messenger RNA. RefSeq names its product putative 28S ribosomal protein S5, mitochondrial. The record is from RefSeq and is a predicted model, not a curated record. Lineage: Eukaryota; Metazoa; Arthropoda; Insecta; Hymenoptera; Formicidae. The transcript has 4 exons. The coding region runs from base 119 to 673 and encodes 184 amino acids.